Molecule: messenger RNA, 1333 nt
Organism: Drosophila suzukii
Lineage: Eukaryota; Metazoa; Arthropoda; Insecta; Diptera; Drosophilidae
Source: RefSeq, a predicted model, not a curated record
AUCGAUGGGGUCACACUUAAAAUCAUAUAUUUACUACUUUGUGUUCCAAGAAUUUAAGUUAAGAUUGGUCCAUCGCGUACUGCAAUUGCAAUUUCUGAAAAGUAUUGCGUUCAUGUUAUUAUUCAAAUUUCCUAGACCAUUUGAUAACAAUGAGUAAAGUUCGUUAUCAGCGUCCCCUUAAUUUUGAGAAAUCUCCCGAAACUGAUGGUGAACUCAGAAAACGUCAGGAAAUAGAAAGACUUAUUGAACAAAGCGUCGACCAGCAUCUUGCGUUGGAUGUGCUUGUAAAGUUGUCCGUGACGCCUCACGGAUUGGUCAACGACCAUUUGCGCAGAAUUUUGUGGCCGCAAUUGGCAGGUGUCGACGUAAACAUCUUAGAACAAGCUCCAGCUCUCGACAAGUUGCAACACCACCCUGAAUAUAAUCAGGUUGUAUUGGAUGUAAAUCGCUCUUUAAAGAGAUUUCCACCUGGUAUUCCAUAUGAACAACGCAUUGCACUGCAAGAUCAACUUACUGUUCUGAUAUUACGUGUAAUCCAUAAGUACCCCAAUUUGAGGUAUUAUCAAGGUUAUCACGAUGUCGCUGUCACGUUUCUGUUGGUGGUUGGCGAAGAAAUAGCUUAUGCCAUAAUGGAGCACCUCUCCAAAACGCAUUUUUCCGAAUGUAUGCAGGAGACGAUGGAAGCCACUCAGAGACGGCUUAUGUUUAUUUGGCCUGUCAUAAAGUUUGAAAAUCCAGAACUUUAUAAGUUUUUGCAAAGAUCAACGGUCGGAACUUUAUUCGCGUUGCCUUGGUAUUUGACUUGGUUUGGACACAGUUUAAAUUCCUACAAAGCUGUAGUCCGUUUAUAUGACUAUUUUUUAGCAUCGCCUAUUUAUACACCUAUAUUUGUAACAGCUGCGAUUCUACUGUAUCGGUCAAAUGAAAUACUGAAAGAGGACUGUGAUAUGGCAUCAGUGCAUUGUCUUUUAUCAACGCUACCAGAAGAUUUGCCCUUUGAAGAGCUUUUAAAAACUUCGAACAAACUUAUGAAUAAGUAUAGCUUAACAGUAGUAGAGCAAGAUGUUGAAAAACUUAUUUACCAAGAAAAAAAACAGCGGACAGCUGAGGAAAACAUGGUCAUAGAACGACGGCGGAAGAUACCUGGGCCAGCCACAGCAAAUCAAAUUUCUAGCAUAAGCCAAUUGCUUACAAAUAUGUUUACUUCAAAGUCGGUGAUAUUUACAACUGCGAUUUCUAUUGUAGUAGGUGUAUGUGCAUAUUAUUACAAGAAUCAGUACUUGGCGGCAGGUAUAAGCUGAGUUUUAACUGCUUAUUCUUGUCUUCAUUUAAA